ACUAAGUAACCCAGAACAAGAAUCGAGGAGGAAUAAGAAGUCGAAUCAAACUACAUCAGCAUGCUAUGUAACAGGAACAACAACACAGCAGUGGCGGCUUGUGACGUGGUCACUUAAGAAAUUUCUUAAAUCAGCCAUUUUUGGAAGUACAUAUGUCCGUUGAGUGAAUGGGUUUGACAAGCUUGUAGAGAGAGAGGUUCUCGGGUGGAGGUGGACUUCUUCUUGAAUUGUAGGCUAUGAGUGUGUGUGAUGGAGGAUAGUCAAUGUGGGGACUUGGACUACUUGAUCCAAGAUGAGGACACCAUCAUUGAGGGUAUCAGCAACCAGGUCUUGUUUGUUGUGGUCCUCAGUUUCACUUUCCUUGCCGGGCUCCUCACUCUCCUCUGCAGGCAGGAGGAACAAAACAUCCAUCCGGAGAAUCAGGAGCAUGUUCGAGCUGUCCGCCAGCAGCUCCAGACUGAGCAGGAUGAAAACCCCCAGGCUGAGGCCAGGCAGCAGUACUACACAGAUAUGUCCUGCCCUGUGUGUUUACAACAGGCUGUUCUGCCUGUAGAAACCAACUGUGGGCACCUUUUCUGCGGCUCCUGCAUCAUAGCUUACUGGAGGUUUGGCACCUGGUUGGGUGCGAUCAGCUGCCCAAUCUGCAGACAAACGGUAACGCUGCUCUUCCCACUUUUUCAUGAGCACGCUGCUCCUCAGAGGGUGCAGGAUGGCGAGGCACAACCACAGCUCAUAUUAAGAGACAUCCACGAUUACAAUCGAAGGUUCUCCGGCCAGCCCAGAUCUCUUAUGGACAGGCUGCGAGAUGUCCCCACCUUGCUUCGUCACGCCUUCAGGGAAAUGUUCUCCGUGGGCGGCCUCUUCUGGAUGUUCAGGAUCCGAAUCCUCCUGUGCCUGGUCGGUGCCAUCACCUACCUGGCCUCGCCGCUCGACAUCAUUCCCGAAGCUCUCUUCGGCCUCCUGGGUUUCAUGGACGACUUCUUCGUAAUCCUGCUCCUGUUUGUGUACAUCUCUAUCAUGUACAGAGAGGUGGUCACGCAGAGACUGAACGGGUAGGCGAUCACUCAAAGAGCAGGUCUGAAUUAAGCCUUUUGGAAGAAUGAGCGUAUCUGUGGUGGAUGUGCACAAAUCCUGAAUAAAUGUUCAAAGAUGAGCCCAUCCCUGACACUGGUUUUCGUCAGUUUGGUUUACUUUAAAACACGGAGUGUUCAUUUGCUCUGCUUGGUUCAUACAUUUACUUAAAAUCCCAUGACGGAACAGCGAACUGUUUCCAGCCACUUUAAUGUCAGCAGCCAUUUAGUCAAUGUGAAUAUGAUCAUUACAGAGACAGUUUUGUAAUGUAACAACACUUUGGACGUAUUGUGUUGCUUCGGGGUCUUGAAUAAAUUGAUUUAAAGGUGACUUGCAGAAUCUGGAACGUGAGAUCUCUUUUCUUAAGGCUGGCAUUUUGUAGCCUGUUUGGUAAGUUGGAAAAUGCAUUUCAGUAAUCUGUAAACAUUAAUAUGAUUUAUUCGAAAACUACAACUUGCUAAAAUGGGGUAAAAAUAGGAAAACAGGUCAGAUGGAUUUGACUGCAACUUUUCAAAUAUCACAAUUCAGUCCUCAAUGAUGUUAAAAAUCCAGCAUGCAUCCAGGGAUAGUGAGGAAACAGCAUGCAGUUGAUCUGUUUGAAUAGCUCGUUCUUCUGGAUAAACAAAAAAGUAAUGCAAUGAUUUCCCCACCCCAAAAAUACAGCCAAACUUGCAAAAAAGAGUAAAGAAACAAUCUUGGACAGUUUUUGAAUGUAAAUUAUCACUCUAUUAGGAAUGCUAAUGAUUAUUUGGAUGUUUACCUUUUAACUCUAAAUGUAAUGUAGGGCAAGAUGUUUGAGUUAUUUGCCUAUUUAUUUUAUCAUUCGAUUUGUAAAAGAAACCAAAAAGUAAGUAAAAAUGAACAUUUAGCACAUUUCUAUGUUCUUUUUUAAUUCAUUUGUUUUGCAAAUGAGAAAUGUGUUCUAAAACAUUCUGAGAAAGGUUCUGUAUUUUCCCCCGGCUGUGAGAUGAGACGGUGACGUCUCUGUGGCCAGUGCUGUAUAUGUUUAUGCAGUUUGUGUUCUCUGCCUUUUUCAACACCUGAAAAAUGAUGCUGUUCAGCUGCAUAGUUUUGACCAGUUUUGCCCCAGAAAAUUAAAAAAGAUCUAUUAUCAUGCUAAAGGGAGCAAACAAUUAAAAGGCAGUGGUUUUCAGAGCAUGUCACUUGUGGAUUUUAUCAGAUAAGAAAAUCCUAGUAAGUCCUAAUAACUUUUUGAAAAGUUUGUAAUCUCUAAAAAUUCAAUUCUGUUUGUUCUUAUUAAAUAUAUUCAUCUCAUAUUUGUUCUCUUACCAACGUAAUUGGUUGAACAAUGGUCUAAUACAUUUUGGUAAUUAAACAUAUAUAAUUCAUUUAUAUAACAAG
Molecule: messenger RNA, 2433 nt
Organism: Menidia menidia (Atlantic silverside)
Lineage: Eukaryota; Metazoa; Chordata; Actinopteri; Atheriniformes; Atherinopsidae
Source: the annotation of a GenBank genome assembly